GUGUCUUCUGCUGACCUGCUGGGGAUAUAAGAAGCGCAGAGUUCACUGUUUCAGGCUUCUGGGUUCUCACUGAGCCUCACAUGCCACACUGGCUGCUAAAACUGGUGAUCUUCCAGAGCGCGUCGGGGAGACACUGGGAAGAGGGUCACGGACAUAGAGCUUUGUUCAUCCACCUACACACUUAGGUCACUUACGUCCUUUACACUAUUUAUUUAUUUAUUUUUACUGCUUUGGAAAUAAAUCAUAGUACAAGCAAUCAUGAAUCAAAACUAUUUUCACACAUCUUUGAAUCUGGACCAAACCCUAUAAUCUGGCCUUUCACAUAUGUUUCCUGCAUAUAAAGAACUUAGAAAUGGUAGCCAUUAUUUAUUUUUACCUGAUCUAUCAAGAAUUUUACUCCUUCCUCUCUAUAUCAUUCUGGACAAAGCACUAGCCCAGGCUGCCUUGUAAUAGAGCCAUUUAGGUAUGGGUGUGGGGUCCUUUACCAAACUGUGAUUUCCCUUAAGAGAGGUCCUGCUGUAACUAUACGCUGUACCCCCAAAGGACUUGCCUUGCAUAUAGGAAGCCGCUCUGUACGUGGUUGAUACACUGAAACUCCGGAUUUAGGAAGAACAUGAUAGGGAGUAAAAUGGCCAGCGGCCCCUCAUGCUGAUAGCCCUGAGCAGAUCGCUUUACAAUCUCUGUUAGCAUCAUCCAUGGAGAAUCACAGUACUUCGGCAUCCCAGAGAUGUCAUGAAUAUUAAAUGAAAUAGCAGGAGAAGGUGCCUGACACCAAAAAUGCUCCUUUCAAAAUGUUAAUGUGCUUCCUGCCUUUUCCUAAAAUGUUCUUCACCUUUCAAAAAGGAGGUCAAAUAAAAUCAGUUUUCCCUCUUUCUCUAGAAGGAAAUUAGAACUGUAUCAGCUGCUUCCUGGACGUUUCUGCAGAGGAAGUUAAGGGAAAAUACGCAGAGAACUGGCGGAAAUCAGGUCACGCUACAAAUCAGAAUGCUAUAGCUGCAGAAAUGCACGGAAAAAUUGUAACCUUAGGCUCGGAAAUGCACAGGACAUCCAGAGACCACCUAGAUUUGUUAGAAACGCGUGUGUGGUCAAGCUUCCAGCAGUCCAUUCUUCUUGAUCCUUGAUCAACAGACAGUUGCGUUUCCCUAAAUGGUCUCUCUUAGGACUCUGAGAGAUGGUCAAUAGUUGUACUUCCCCGCGCACCGGCACUGCUCUGAAACGCACCAGGCAUCGUGCUGGGAGCUGUGGAACAAAAGAGAGGUGCUGCGACCGAGGUUUGCAUUCCGGCCCUCGACCCCAGUACCGCCCAGUUCCACAGACAGGGCUGCCCAGGGAGGGUGAAGAGGAAGAGGAGCCCCAGGCAGAACCAAGAAACGAGAAAGCGCCGCCACUACCGAUUUUUAAAACCUGGAGCCCGGUCUCCCGUUCAAAUCCUUCAAAGGUGGGAAUGGACGUGCGUUGUUACAAGUCCAUUCUCCUCCACACCAGGGCGAACAUGCGUGGGAGCUGAGUCAGAACCUCUGGCCUGGGGGCUAGGACCGCCGCGGAGCGGGGCGGGACGGGCGCCGGUGACGCGAGGAGGCCGCGGGCGGCGGGUAGUGGGCGGCCAGGGACGCGCGCUGGUACCGCGCCGCAGCAGCCCACGUGUGCGCGAGAUUUAAAAGUUGGCGGCGCGCGGGGCGGUCAGUUCGUGGCGGGGCCCCACAAGCUGCACGCCGGGGACGCCGAAGCACGGCCAGGGCUCGCGGCGGAGCAGCGCAGGGUUCCCAGCAGCUAGUGGUCCGCGGGCGCCGUGAUGCCGCGGGCAGCGAGCCGCCGCCCCGGGUCUCCCCCCGGACUGGUGUCCGCGUGGUCCCCGCUCCUGCUGCUGCUGCUGGUCUGCUGUGCGGACGCCGGCCGAGGUGCUCUGAUAUUACCUCAAGAAUUAUGGCCUGAACAAGAAGAACUACAGUUGUGGAAUGAGAUAGAUGACGCUUGUUCACCCUUUCUGUUGGUUGAUUACCAGCCUCAGGCAUCCAAGGUACUGGAGGAGCUUUGCUUUGCGCUUUUGGGGACUCUACCAAAGCCUCGGGAACAAGGUAGAAAAGAUAAUACCAAAAGGUUCUUAUUUCAUUAUUCGAAGACACGGAAGUUUGGCAAUUCAAAUGUUGUGUCGUCGGUGGUGCACCCUCUGCUGCAGCUUGUGCCGCAACUGAACGCGAGAAGAAUGAAGAGGCUCCGAGCGAACGAAAAAUUCCAAAGUCCUUUUGCAGGUCGAAGUCGAGGAUAUUUUUUAUUCAGGCCACGUAAUGGAAGAAGGUCAGCAGGUUUAAUUUAAAAUGGUUGCCAACUAAUUUUCCACAGAAGCAAUGCUAUAGAUUAUAAAAUGUAAUGACAUUUUGUUUGCUUCUCAAAAACCAUCUUUGGCCAAGUUUACUGUAUUGAAAAUCCCUGUGUUGAAAACAUUCUCAAUAAAAUUGAGAUUGUAAAUGUUUAAUUUGUUGAAAAUUAAAAAAGGCAUCUUAAAAUAUU
This is a messenger RNA of Nycticebus coucang (slow loris), 2508 nucleotides long. RefSeq names its product neuromedin U (gene NMU). Gene Ontology annotation, molecular function: neuromedin U receptor binding. Gene Ontology annotation, biological process: regulation of smooth muscle contraction. The record is from RefSeq and is a predicted model, not a curated record. The transcript has 10 exons. The coding region runs from base 1793 to 2314 and encodes 173 amino acids. Lineage: Eukaryota; Metazoa; Chordata; Mammalia; Primates; Lorisidae.